Molecule: messenger RNA, 2505 nt
Organism: Sceloporus undulatus (fence lizard)
Lineage: Eukaryota; Metazoa; Chordata; Lepidosauria; Squamata; Phrynosomatidae
Gene: AURKA
Product: aurora kinase A
Exons: 8
Coding region: 1-1335 (444 amino acids)
Biological process (GO): protein phosphorylation; mitotic spindle organization; regulation of cytokinesis
Cellular component (GO): spindle midzone; spindle microtubule; spindle pole centrosome
Molecular function (GO): protein kinase activity; ATP binding
Source: RefSeq, a predicted model, not a curated record
AUGACCCCACGCUGGCGGAAGCGCUACGACAGGCGCAGGCAGAAGGAAGGGGGUGCAGGGCCCCGAUUUGUGCUAAAGGGGAAUUUGCUAUACCGACUGCCACCAAGCCAAAACCCUGAGGAGAUAGAGGCUCAGCUGGUGGUACCGAGGGCACUGAGGGGAGAGGUGAUGAGACUAGCCCAUGAAAGCCCGCUGGCAGGUCACUUGGGGGUGGAGAAGACUACUCAGCGGGUGAUCCAGCGAUUCUUUUGGACGGGGGUGUUUGCGGAAGUGAAAGCGUUUUGUAAUUCGUGUCCCCACUGCCAACUCUUUCAAGGGAAAGGACCUCCAGGGGCGCCUGCGCUGCCUGGGAAAAAGCCUGUAGCAGAAGUUGCACCAGAUCAGAAGACUGAAAACAAAUGGGCAUCAGAUCCAAAGAAUGAAAGUAAAGGGGAAACAAAGUCAAGUGAAACAAAAAAAAAACAGUGGUCACUGGAUGACUUUGAAAUUGGACGUCCCUUGGGCAAAGGGAAAUUUGGGAAUGUGUACCUGGCUCGUGAAAAGGAGAGCAAGUUCAUUCUGGCACUGAAAGUCUUGUUUAAGUCACAAUUGGAAAAAGCAGGUGUUGAACAUCAGCUGCGUCGAGAGGUGGAAAUACAGUCUCACCUUCGGCAUCCCAAUAUACUUCGCUUAUAUGGCUACUUCCAUGAUGCAACAAGAGUCUACUUAAUCCUAGAGCAUGCACCUCGAGGAGAAGUAUACAAAGAACUCCAAAAGCUUUCCAAAUUUGACGAGCAGCGAACAGCGACUUAUAUGACUGAACUGGCGGAUGCUCUAUCUUACUGUCACUCGAAAAGAGUAAUUCAUAGGGACAUAAAGCCUGAAAACCUACUGCUGGGAUCAAAUGGAGAGCUAAAAAUUGCUGAUUUUGGAUGGUCCGUGCAUGCUCCAUCCUCUAGGAGAUCAACUCUGUGUGGUACCCUUGACUACUUGCCACCUGAAAUGAUUGAGGGUAGAACACAUGAUGAAAAGGUAGACCUGUGGAGCCUUGGUGUCCUGUGUUAUGAAUUUCUGGUAGGAAAGCCACCUUUUGAGGCUGAAACAUACCAGGAAACAUAUAGAGCUAUUUCAAAGGUUGACUACAAGUUUCCUCCUUUUGUAACGGAAGGUGCUCGGGAUCUGAUCUCAAAGCUUCUGAAGCAUAACCCAUACCAGAGGUUGCCACUAGAAGAGGUGCUAAAACAUUCAUGGGUUACAACACACUCUACAAAAUCUCCCAAGCAUAGAAUUGCUGAAGGCACUGGGGCUACUGCUGCUACUACUAGCACUACUGGCACAGUCAAAAUGCAGUCAUAGCAUGGAGUGCAUCACAGUUCACAGCAGUGAAAUACAUGUGAUGGCAACCACUGUAUCGCAGCCAAUAUAGGAAGCACAGAAUUGGGACUUGAAAACUGGUUCAAAUAUCUUGCAUUAUAACCCAUUUUGUGAAGAUUAUGGAAUUUGAGCCAUGGUUUCAUUGCAUUUCCAUUGAGUUUCAGGUCACAGAAGUUUAUGAAAAACUUUAACAUACUUAAAGUCCUCUUGCACAUGAUCCAAACCUUUUGAGGCACAAAUAGUUGAGGUUUUUCUCAUCCAUAUGGCUGCUAUUCCUGUUUUGAUCCUCCUUGCUGCUUCAUAGCAACAUAAAAUUUGUCAUGGCUUGUUGGAACAGUGCAAUAGCAUCCCUCAGCACCCUCACAGACUGAAGUUAAAUGCACAUGGAUAUGUGAAAUGGAAUCUUACUCUGUAAAUAACUGUCUGCCUUUGGUAAUGAUAUUCUUUUAAAUAAAAAUUUUGAAUAAUAUUCUACUGUGUAGGGAUGGCUUCUUUGUUAUUUGCUGCCCCAAAGUCUGACUACAGGUCAUUUAAGUAAAUGGCAUGUUUUCUGCUUGGAUGAAAUCUGAUAAUGUACAAUUGACUGUCCAUUUAAAUAGUAUAUUCUUGGCUUUAAGUUAUCUUUAACUUAUAGAUGAAAUAAAACAGACCAACUUGAAAUUAGUCUUAAUGUCAAACCAGAAUGAGUUCUGUCUAUCCUUUGUUUACUAAAAUGGUAUGGAUGGAACAAUUGUUUUAAACUGCUGUGAAAUCUCAGUACUCAAGUGGCAGACAGACUAAUCAGCGUUAAUGUAAAAUGUAAACUGUAAACUGAUGUGAUUUGUUGUAAAUGCUUAUACUUGGUUGACCUACUGUGGUACAACCUACUGUAAAUUUCUUAAGGUUGGUGAAGUGUUCAAUGGCCACACUUAAGGUACCUCUUUGUUGUUUUUAAUUACGGUAAAUACAAAAAGUUAUCUUAUGCAGAUUAAAAACAAGAUGAAUUAUAUUUUUUCAUUAAAUCUUAAAUAAAUUACCCCCAUUCAUUGACAAAAUCCUUAUACUUGAUUAUUAAACUGUAUGGAAGAAUCUUAAACUAAUAUUUAAGUGGACACUUGCAGUAUCUUGAUUAUAGUGUUGACUACAUUCAAAUAAAUGUCUACAGAGUGUUAA